Molecule: messenger RNA, 3522 nt
Organism: Linum tenue
Lineage: Eukaryota; Viridiplantae; Streptophyta; Magnoliopsida; Malpighiales; Linaceae
Source: the annotation of a GenBank genome assembly
UACUUUUUGUUUUUUUUUUGGUAGUGAAUUAUUGACGAUAUUUUGCUCCCCGCCGGUGGGUGCAUAACGCAGAAUCCACCUCCGGCACCCGGAUUUUAGAUCGUGCCAGUGACAGAGUACGUGUCUCCGGCUAUGCUCUGUUGCUGACUAGGAAGCCAUCCCUUUGCGGGGCCCGCAUCCAUUUCAACCGACAGGGCAGACGACAGCCUCAAAAUCUCUUUUUCUAUGUCCACCUUCCUCUCCACCACCACCACCACCACCGCUUCUCCAAAUCCAGGAAUUCGCCGUAACCCUUCUCCCGGCCUCCGCCUCGUAUCGCCCCGCCGCCGCCAGCCCUCUCUUCCGCCGGAUUCGGAAAUCUGACAUUCUCUUCCCCCGGCCAAAUCGACGGUCCUAAAGAGAGGGAGGGUUCAGCGGAAGAUUUGUCUUCAAUACUGUAACUGGCAUGGGCAUUACGAGCGAGGACGUCGUCCUGAUUCAGCCGGCGAAGACCCCCGACGACCCCACCGUCGUCACCGUCAAUUGCCCAGAUAAAGCGGGUCUCGGCUGUGAUAUCUGCCGCAUAAUUCUGGAUUUCGGCCUUCGAAUUAAUCGAGCAGAUUUCUCGACGGACGGGAGAUGGUGUUAUAUGGUGUUCUGGGUGGCGCCAUACUCGAGCUCGCAUCGAGUUGAUUGGGAUAGCUUGAAGAAUCGGGUCUACUAUGAAACCCCUUCCUGCUUGGGUCCUUACUAUUUUGGAAAGAAGUCAAAUGGUCCCUCAUCUUUGUACCUUUUGAAGAUCUUUUGUGCUGACAGAAAAGGGUUGCUCCAUGAUGUGACCAAAGUUCUCACGGAGCUCGAGUUGACGAUCCAGAGAGUGAAAGUUACGACGACUCCAGACAAUCGAGUUGUGGACUUGUUUCUGAUCACAGACACCUUGGAGCUUUUGCACACCAAACAAAGGCAAGAUGAUACAUGCAGAUAUUUGGUCGAUGUGUUUAAAGACAACUGUGUCGACUGUGAGCUGCAAGUGGCAGGGCCCGAGUAUGAAACCCUACGGGCUUUCUCGUCCAUCCCAGAGGCCGUUGCAGAAGAGCUGUUUGGUCCUGAUCUCUUUGAAACGGAUUCAGGUGAACAAAAGGGUGAAAAGAGAGAGAAGGCCACCAUUACAGUUGAUAAUCAGUUGAGUCCUGCUCAUACAUUGCUCCAAAUAGAGUGUGUUGAUCAGAAAGGCCUCUUUUAUGACAUCUUGAGGGCUUCAAAGGAAUGCAAUAUAUGGGUAGCUUACGGUAGAUUCGCUCAAAGCAAUAAAGGAAUUCGGAAUGCAGAUUUGAUCAUUCAGCAAACAAACGGGAAGAAGAUUGUGGAUCCUAAGCAUCUCGAUAUCUUGUGCACUCGUUUAAAGCUGGCGAUUGUUCAUCCGCUUCGGGUGAUCAUUGUUAGCCGAGGUCCAGAUACCGAGCUUUUGGUUGCCAACCCGGUCGAAUUAUCUGGUAAGGGAAGACCGCGUGUUUUCUAUGACGUUACAACAGCUCUAAGAAAGUCUGGAAUAUGCAUAUUCUCGGCUGAAAUCGGAAGGCACUCGACCCAGGAUCAUGAGUGGGAAGUUUACAGAUUUCUCUUGGAUGAGAGCUGUGAGUUCCCGCUGUCAAGCCCUGAAUCCAGAAGCAAGGUAGUGAACAGAGUCAGGAAAGCACUAAUGGGAUGGUAGGAACAACGCGAACUUCCAUGGCCCGGUAACCGAUCCCAAGCCUGAGCUGAUCGAGGUCGUAGUACAAAACUACGAAUGCCAUCCGAGAUCAACUGGCUCUCUUCCUUCGAAAUAACUCACACUGGAUAUGUCAACCCAAAGCCCUUGUUGUAAUACUUAGCAGGCAAUUCAUCCUUUUCUUCAGGUGAGGAUUGUACAUAUUUGUUGUUGAGGCCACAGUAAUAACCCGUUUCAGGCCAUAUCUAUAUAUAUAUAUGUAUCAUUUGUGUAUGUCGUAGUCUCGAUUUUCUUGGUUAUGGCGGAGGACAUAACCAGAUGAACGUCACCAUCUUCUCUAUAAUACAGUGUGCUAACCAAACACUAUCAAUAUCAUACCGUAUAAUUCCUUGCCAGAAAACAUCUCCACGAUUCCCACAAUUCCCAUAAGCUCCACCGACCCUCUUAGAGUGAGGAUGUAUAUGUUUCUUUCUUCUCUAAGCUGCACAUUGUUGUUCUUCUGUUCUAUUCUCUGUUUUUUACUCUGUUUUUCUUCUUCCUUACUCUGUUCUAUUGCCGGUCAAGGGUACCUAUCAAUAGCUGUCUCAUAAUAUGGCCGUUUCUCACUCUGUUCGAAUAAUAAAUGACUGUCGCCACUCUGUUAUCCAAGCAUAGGGAUCUCCGAAUUCAUUUUUCAUUUGAGGAUUGAGAAGCUCUAUUUCAUAGCAGAUUUCCUGGCUCGCACUCCGAGGCUUAGGCUCAUCUGAAGAUAACAAUCGGAGAGAAAUGUGUACUUUAGAGAAGCGAGGUAACGUCUACAUCCUCACGUUGACCGGCGCCGGCGAGCACCGGCUGAACCCCAAUCUCCUCGACUCCAUCCAGUCGGCCCUCCGCCGGCUUCAUGCCGAACCAGCCAACCCUUCCUCCGUUCUAAUCACCACCGCCGAAGGCAAAUUCUUCUCCAACGGCUACGAUCUGGCCUGGGCCGAAACCCCCUCCGCCGUCGCCGCCGCCUCGGCAACUCCCGGAGGCCAAAAUCCCUUCCAGCUCAUGUCAGCGAAGCUUCGCUCAGUGGUCGCCGACCUCAUCACGCUACCCAUGCCGACAAUCGCCGCCGUCACGGGCCACGCGGCCGCGGCGGGGUUUAUCCUCGCCUUGAGCCACGAUUACGUCCUCAUGCGGAGGGACCGAGGGUUCAUCUACAUGAGCGAGGUCGACAUCGGGCUGGUGGUCUCGGCGUGGUUCAUGUCGGUGCUCAAGUGUAAGAUCGGGGACGCGGCUGCGCGGAGGGAUCUGGUGCUGCGGGCGGCGAAGGUCACGGCGGGUGCGGCGGCGGAACGAGGGAUUGUGCACUCGGCGCACGAUAGCGCUGAGGGGACAUUGGCGGCGGCGGUUGAAUUGGGGGAGGAGCUGGCCAGGAGGAAGUGGAACGGACACGUGUACGCUCGUAAUAGGAUGGUGAUGAUGGGUGAGGUUUUGGAAAAGAUCGGGUUCGACGAGACCGUUGAGGGGCAGAACGGGAAUAAGAUUAAGGCUCAUCUGUGAUCCAUCUAAAUGUAACGGGCUAAUAGCUUGUCUGUUUUGAGCUGGGCCCAGUUUGCCUUUAAUUCAUAGGACUGCGAUGUCUACUGGGCUUAAGGUCAGCCCAAUUUAAGAAUGUGGGGUUGGACCGAUCUAAUUUUUAAAUUUGCCAUGGAAGUCCUUAUAUAUGAAGAGGUAACAAAUGUGCCUUUCUAUUACUUUAUAUUUUCUAUUAUUAUAUAAGAUCCCUCUUUAUUAUGAAAACUCAUUCUUAAUGAGAAUAUGUUUGAAGAUAAUAAGUUCAUCACCUUCGUUAUUAAUAAAUGAUUACUAAG